CACAUAAAAGUAAUCUAGUGCCAUAUCUGCCGUCAUUUCCAUUAUUUCGGGACCAAACCCAUGUUUAUGUUUGGCUGGUUGACCUUGAUUACCGAAUUCUGUCUGUCAUCAGGAUUUUAUUGUGAAUAGAAAAAACAGUAGCCGAAAAAACUGACGUUCGUUUUUCAAUUUGUAGAGUGUGGUGAGCAUUUACUUUGUGAAAGGAUAUUUUGCCAUGGCCGCUAUCAUUUUGAGAAAUGGUUGCCGUCGUAUGCUGCUGUCAGGUCAGAGCCCUGCUGCGCCAUUGCUAGCUGCUCGUACCAUUGUGCUGAGAUCGGUUCAACCGGAAAACCGCCCAGGUGAAUCGCACGAUGACCGAAAUGCACGGCUGAAGCGUCCGCAGUCGCCGCAUUUGACGAUCUACGCACCACAAUUGACUAGUAUGCUGUCUAUUACGCAUCGCAUGACCGGGAUGACUCUGGCCGGUUACGCUACCCUGUUGGGUCUAGGAGCUCUGGUUCUGCCACAUGAUGCCAAUCACUAUCUGACCAUGCUGGAGGGUCUAAAUGCGCCGACCUUGUUUGCCCUGAAAUUUACACUGGCCUAUCCUUUUGCGUUCCAUGCUACCAACGGUGUGCGCCAUCUCUUCUGGGAUCUUGGCAAAUUCCUGAGCAUCAAGGAGGUAUACAACACCGGUUAUGUCAUGCUGUUGGUUUCCGGUGCGUUUGCCACAGGGCUCACCUUCCUGUAAGGUCAGUUAUUAUUUUAGCUCAGGUAAAAACGCAAUGAGCCCAGUCGUAUUGCUUGAAAAGCAGAACACCUUAACGUAUUAUUAUUUUGAAAUUAUGUUUGUUUGGAAUCAUAAAAACUGCUGUCUUAAUAAAAACGGUAUUUG
This is a messenger RNA of Sabethes cyaneus, 874 nucleotides long. RefSeq names its product succinate dehydrogenase cytochrome b560 subunit, mitochondrial-like. Gene Ontology annotation, molecular function: electron transfer activity; succinate dehydrogenase activity. Lineage: Eukaryota; Metazoa; Arthropoda; Insecta; Diptera; Culicidae. The transcript has 2 exons. The coding region runs from base 215 to 730 and encodes 171 amino acids. Gene Ontology annotation, cellular component: membrane. Gene Ontology annotation, biological process: mitochondrial electron transport, succinate to ubiquinone; tricarboxylic acid cycle. The record is from RefSeq and is a predicted model, not a curated record.